Hypanus sabinus (Atlantic stingray) is the source of this 1939-nucleotide messenger RNA. RefSeq names its product protein rapunzel-like. Bases 48 to 1211 code for a protein of 387 amino acids. The transcript has a single exon. Lineage: Eukaryota; Metazoa; Chordata; Chondrichthyes; Myliobatiformes; Dasyatidae. The record is from RefSeq and is a predicted model, not a curated record.
UAGAUUCCAGAGAAGGAACUCACCACAGAGCCGAGCGCGUCCAAACCAUGUCCGAAACCGAGAACGCCCUGGAGGUGGUCAAAUCCACAUUUGAAGCCGCACAGGCCGCGACGGCAUUGCUUGAAUCUGCGGAGAAGUUGUCAUCCGUACUCGGGGCGUUGGGCCCUUUCGUUGGGGUGGCCGCAGCCAUUCUUAAACUAGCCCUGGGUAAUGUGGAUAGUCCGGAGAUGGCCUUCAUGAAGGAGCAGUUUGCAGCCAUAAGGAACCAGCUCGAUAUCAUUUCUGACAAGAUAGCGGAAGUCAUUCAGGAGAUCGAGAACAGCACGAUGAACAACCAGUAUUUUGCCGUUGAGGAAAACAUCAAGAACCAGUUCAGGAAGUACAUGGACAUCCUUGAGGCAGCGCCAGAGUUCCGUGAGAAAGAAAAGGAAGAGUUCCUCAGCCACUUCAACGCGAGCAAGAGCGACCAGAACCUCCACACUCUCUAUGACGGUGUGAUGGGUUCAACUGGCAUCUUUGCCAAAUCGAUCCUGGACACCGCCAUGAGCCACAGCCGGAGGGACCGGCGCCUGAUGGAGAGUCUCUGCGCCCGUCUGAAGGAGCUCUUCUGUAUCGGCCUAAUCGCCCUGAUGGGUCACGCAGAUCUCACCGGGAACGACGUAAAGGCGCUGGGGGCGGAAUGGAACGAGAAAAUGGCCAACGUCGAGCGUGAAAUGAAAUCGAUGGUAGAUCGCUGCAUCACGGAGUUUGCAGAGCAGGCCGAGAUGGACGUAAGCAAGUUUUUGAAGGAAAAGAAUGGGAAGGAUAACAAAGAGUUUUCAUCCUAUGUAUUGAAGGAGUUGGAAAAUAAAUAUGAUUGGAUGUCUUGGUCAGUGCGGGUCUAUAACGAUAUCGGUGGGUUUGACAAUCACUGUGUUUCUGGUCCUAACCGCUUUCACUUUUUCAGGGAAAAUGGUUGUAAUAUUGUUGUCUCCUACUCCCGCGACCCACAGCCAAUUGACAAGACCCACAUCGAGCAAUUAAUGGAUGGAAAGAACGACUGGGGUGAUGCAAGAGAUGUGGCAACGUUUAUCUCCGACCACCUCACUGGUCCACAUGUUGUCCACGCAGUCAGACGUUUGAAAGGUCUGUGGGGCUCCUGGAGCUUCCCUAGUGGAACCCAUUUCUGGGAGAACUACAGUGGCGUCACCCUGUGCGUUCACCGAGCAUAAAUUUCAUUCCUUUGGUACUCCCCGUAUAAUCCCACUCUUUGCUGGGACGCUGCAUGCAAUUCCCCUACUGUUCUUGAGACACACCCCAACCUCACCAAUACUCGCCGGUAUCUCUUCCCAUCGCCCCCUAGAUCCCGACUGACGUGCCCAGGUCAGCCCUGCCUCUACUCCUGGAGCUGCUUCCCUCCUGAUAAAUGCUGCCUCCCUCCACCCUCCUGCCCGCUGGACAUUCAACAAUGCUUGCCAAAUGUCACUCGGAAAGGUAUGUGUUGUCUUCAGCACUGCUACCCCAAAACACCGCUCUGUCCUUAGCAGGAGCCCAAGAGCUGUUUGGGUCCGAGGCUGCUUUCAAGGCGAGCGAGCGCAGCCACCCUCUCUUGUCCUUGAGGAAGGCAGCGAGGCUCCAGUGCCAAAUACAGUCCUAGGCCAGGGUUCCCCCAAAACCCACACAACUGUCCCCUAUAGGUAGUCAGGGCACUGUGAGCACAGUCUGAGCCAAUGAUGACAGGGUCUGGAGACAGGCCGGCAUGUGUCUGCCAAAGCAGUCUCGUGAUGGUCUGAUCAGGGUCCUGUCAGACUUCUCUCCACUAUUUCUCUUCCUAUAACGCAUCUUCACCAUCCUGAGGAUUUUCCCGGCUUAAAGAGGUAGGGAUACCACAGACCAACAAUGGAUCAGCUGAAACACCAGGCUGAAAGUCUGUCAGGUCAGGGGUCAUCCUUCCCCACAA